GUGCAGCGCGGCGGCGGCGACCCAGCUGGCGCCAGCAGCGCGCUGGAAAACAGAAAGCCAAACCGGUCAUGGGAGGCUAGUUAACGACCGUGGCACCACGCUUGUGAGUUUCUGGCUUUCUGGCGGAAUCGCUGCGAUACGUUGUAACGCGGACGCCGCGGGAGUAGCACGACGGCCAGCCGGUAUUUCAAAAGAUGGGCGCGUACUUGUCGGAGCCGAUUACGAAGAAGGAGUCGAGCGACGAGGUGGGAAAGAACGUCGCGUACGGCGCGAGCUCUAUGCAGGGCUGGCGGAUCAGUCAGGAGGAUGCCCACAAUUGUUGCAUAGACUUCGGCGAGAAUGUCUCGCUUUUCGCCGUGUACGACGGUCACGGUGGACACGAGGUUGCGACGUAUUGCGCCCGCAACCUACCUGACUUUAUCAAACAGACAGACGCUUACAAGAAGGGCGACAUCGGGCAAGCUUUAAUAGACGGUUUCCUCGGCUUUGACGACACUCUGACGAAGCCCGAGGUGGUCAACGUUCUCAAAGAGCUCGCGGGGACGUCCACGUCGGAGAAGAAGGAGAGCGACUUGACCGAAUCUGAUGAAGAGGAGAAUGUUAGUAAUCUGUGUAUGGAGGCGACAAUGCCGUUGGAGCAGGUGAUGGCCAAGUAUCAGUCAGAGGUGACGAAUCCUCAUCUCAAGAGUCUCAAGGGCGAGAAGUGCGGUAAGCGCGCAUUCGCGAGUCCUUAUCUGCGGGGUCGAAGGGGACGGGAGAAAGCGGGCGGCUCGUCCGCCGGCGCGGGAUGUUCGUCCUCGCCGUCGCCGCCACCGACGUCGUCGUCCUCGUCCUCGUCGUCCACCCCCGACUGGAAUACGAAUGAGACUGACGUGAGCAGUUCCAGUCAGCCGUGCGGAUCGACCCUGUCCAGCACGGUGGAGCGAAAAGAUUCCGAUUGCCCGGGUAGCAAUGAGGCCGAGCAGGUGCUGGAUUCGACGACGAGCAACGGCAGCGCUCACGCGCCUCCAGUGGUGUCUACCGCGGACGUGGAACCCGCUAAAUCUAUGGAUAUGCCCGACAGUUCCGAGGAUGUGAAGGAGAAAGUCUCGAGUCCGGGCAAGGCGCCACCGUGCGCCGAGUCCAACGCAAACGAGGUGGAAGUUAAUGGCGCGGAGUCGAAGAGGAUCGGGGACGCGGACAGCAGUAAGGGCGGCGGGGACAACGUGUCGAGCAGUUCUUGCACCCCUGUGGAGAACGGAGACGCGGGUCAGCAAGAGCGGAUAACCAGCAGCGGCCGGAGAAGAACUCAGCCUGUGGAUCUUUACCAAAGUCUACUGAAAAAGGACAGCGAUUCUGAGGAGGACGACGACGACGACGAAAAUGAUGAAACCUUCGACGGUGUUCCUGAGAGUGACGGAGACGAUACGGAAGACAUCGAUGAAGACGAAAGCGAUGAAGAUGACGAAGACGAAGACGAAGUCGAGGAGGAAGACAUAGAUGAAUCUGAUGACGAUACGGAUGAUCUCAUGGUUAACAAUGAAAAGCCUGGUUCGGACAGCGGUUGCACCGCGGUUGUAGCGAUACUCAAGGAGAACGAACUGUAUGUGGCGAAUGCUGGCGACUCUCGGUGCGUCCUGUGCAGGGACGGCCAGGCGAUCGAGCUUAGCCUGGACCAUAAACCCGAGGACGCACCGGAAAUGGACCGUAUAGUAAGAGCGGGCGGAGAGGUGACGAGCGACGGCAGAGUGAACGGCGGCCUCAAUCUUUCCCGAGCGCUCGGCGAUCAUGCGUACAAGCAAAACAUGGUGUUACCACCCCAGGAACAAAUGAUCUCCGCUCUGCCGGACGUAAGGCAUAUUACGAUCGAUCCGGAGAAAGACGAAUUUAUGGUUCUCGCUUGCGACGGCAUAUGGAACUUCAUGACCAGUAAAAACGUCGUUCAGUUCGUGCGCACCCGUUUGUCGCAAAAUGACGAGAACAUCUCGAAAAUCUGCGAAGAGCUCUUUGAUUAUUGCCUUGCACCGGAUACCCUCGGCGACGGAACGGGCUGCGACAACAUGACUGCCGUAAUAGUUAAGUUCAAAUCACCGGCAACCGCAACUGUUAAAAAUAACACCGUUGCCGAGUGCGUUGCGAAGAAGCGAUCGGUCUCGCCAGCCGCUGAGGAGAAGAACGACUGUAUCCCGGGAGAAAACACGGUAAACCCCUGCAAACGCGCCAAGACCGAGGCAGCUAUGUGAAUUAGGAGUCACCAUGCGUCAUGAACUGAUCUCCGCGAACGGACGGAUGAAUGUGAGUUUAUGUAAAAUUAUGUAACAACUUUAUAUUUACUGUGUAGAGCUGGAACCAAUUGGUUAUGCAGUAACAGGCACAUGAAAUAAUGUGUAAGGUGUGUUAUUGGUCGCUGCUAACAGACUGCUAGAUUGGAGCACGUGGGAAUGAUAUUACGUGUAGUUCUCUCAAUGAUAAAUCAUUUUUCGACUACAGUAAAAUAAAUUUUACACGCGGAGGAAAAUUUCUUUUUUAAGAUCGCAUCUUGUGCAUAUAUCUAUUUAAUGUCUCAUAAUGCAUUAUAAUCCGUUUGAUAAUAGAACCUCACAUUAUUAUUCAACAUACGAGCUAAUACUUUUAUUCUUUUGUGUAUAAUCUGAUAUUGUAAUCCUCAGAACGGAGGUACACAAUAGAAAAAUGGAGAGGUAGAGAUUGCGUAUAUAAAAUGGCAACGUAAAGCAAUCUUGAUAAAACUCGCAGAUGAAAAAGCUCGUUCAUUUCUUCACAAGCAUUUAUUGACACAAAAGUACGAUGAAUAAUACGUGCUUUUAUUGUAAAUGUAUAAUCUUUUUUUUAAUUUUAUAGAACUUGAUAUAUUACUGUAAGUUCCAGUAUAAUUUUAAUAUAUGUAGCUCUAACAAUUUCUAAUAUACAUAAAUUUAUUAAUUGAGACUAAUGUUGUGUAUAAAUGAUGCAGUGAUACUAAAAGCAUAUACGCGCAAUAUAAAUUAAGGUUUAUUCACCUCUGUUUUUUUCCUUAAUUUUAUUUUUGUUAUUCUAUAUAAUCCAUAUUUCUUCUUUUUUUUUGUUCAAUAGAUAUUUGAUUGUAGCAUAUAUUGUCGAAUUCUAGGAAUAUAAGUAUAUAAAAUCGAAAUCGAUACAAUAUAUUCUAUUUAGUUAAAAAGUCCAUAUCGAAUAAGAGAGUUAUCAUUUUAGUUUAUAUAUUUAUACAUGUUUGUAUCACAGUAUCAUUUAUUUCAAACUAUAAUUGUUCUAAUCCUUCUAAUCGUAAUAUUCCAGUUGUCUUAAUUAAUAUAUUUAAGUUAAAUAAUUAUAUACUUAGAUUUCUCCAUAUAUCAUCCCGCUUGCUCCAGCUGCACUUACAAAGUAUAUUCCUUGAGUUUUUAGAUUACAUAGUACAUAAAUGUACAUAUUUAUAAACGUAGUUUAUAGAAUUUAUAUUUGUAAGUCAAUACAUUUAUCUCUUAGUUCUACGAAAUAGAAUUUAUUUUUGAAUCCCUGGGUACAGUGGUUGAAUGGAUGGGUGUGCGAAUAGAUUAAGAUGUUUAAACUGUAUUAUGUAAUUAAGGCAAUUGCGUAUAACGCGUUACCAAUUUGUGAUCUUGUCUUAAUUAUAACGUUAAACAAAUACAACAACAACAACAGCA
This is a messenger RNA of Vollenhovia emeryi, 3641 nucleotides long. Its product is annotated as probable protein phosphatase CG10417. The transcript is spliced from 6 exons. Gene Ontology annotation, biological process: protein dephosphorylation. Bases 195 to 2222 code for a protein of 675 amino acids. The record is from RefSeq and is a predicted model, not a curated record. Gene Ontology annotation, molecular function: protein serine/threonine phosphatase activity; cation binding. Lineage: Eukaryota; Metazoa; Arthropoda; Insecta; Hymenoptera; Formicidae.